Messenger RNA from Drosophila bipectinata, 696 nucleotides. It is a transcript of the gene tko, whose product is annotated as technical knockout. Gene Ontology annotation, biological process: translation. Gene Ontology annotation, cellular component: small ribosomal subunit; ribosome. The record is from RefSeq and is a predicted model, not a curated record. NCBI's taxonomy places the organism in Eukaryota, Metazoa, Arthropoda, Insecta, Diptera, Drosophilidae. Gene Ontology annotation, molecular function: structural constituent of ribosome.
CACUGCUGCCAAACAGCUGUUUCUCACAUUGGCUGAUUGGAAUUAAAGUUUUAUUACUUAAAUAGUGAUUUUAAUUAAAAGAAACAUAGUAAAGUGAAGUAAUUUAGUGAUCUGAACUGACUACGAGUAUCAGUUAUCAGCUGGAGCUUGGAAAACCACCGAUCGGAAACAGGAGAAACCAUGAACUUUUUGCGGCAAACUUUGGGAAUUACGAAACAGUUGACGGCGCAGGCCAUCCACAACAGCUAUGAGAGCGCCCUGAGAGGCAUGGCCUCGCUCCAGCAGAUGCAUCGCACCGGACCCCACAUCAAGAAGCGUCCGCCACGCCAGCCCCUGGACGGCAAACCCUUCGCCAAGGGUGUCGUUUUGAAGACCUUCAUCAAGAAGCCCAAGAAACCGAAUUCGGCCAACCGCAAGUGCGUUCUCGUCCGCCUCUCCACCGGCAAGGAGAUGGUGGCCUACAUCCCCGGCAUCGGACACAACCUGCAGGAGCACAACAUCGUCCUGUGCCGAGUGGGUCGGCUGCAGGACGUGCCCGGCGUCAAGCUGAAGGCCGUUCGCGGUGUCUACGAUCUGGCGCACGUCAUCAAGAAGAGUCAAUAGCUUUACUAGCUUUUAAGCAUCAUUUUUUUUCCUAUUUCGUCCUCCUUUCAAUUGAAAAAUCACAACUAAAAAGAGAUCCUGUUGAGAAAGCCA